GCGAAGCUCGACACCCGGCCGCGGGAGAGGAAGAUGAGCAGCCCCAGGUCGGAGCCCCAGGCCCAGCGGACCCCGGGCCGCCCCCAGAGCGCGAGAAGCGGCCGCAGCCACAGCCGCCCCCUCCGGUAGCUGUGCGUUCCGCCGCGGGGACCCGCGCCUGCUCCACCUGCGCGCGCGGCUCACCCGGACGCCGACCUCCCCUCGGCAGCGCGGAGGCGCGUCCCUGCAAGAAGGAGGGAGUAAAUCAAGACCCACCCCGCCAGCCUCUCUUGCUCUCCAGGCUUUUGGAAAGCUUAGAUACUCGGACUUCGGUUCCGGGAAGCGGGCAGCCACCGAGACCCCGGUUCCGAGGGCCGCGGAGGUUGGACAAGGUCCUCACUGAGCGGGAAGCGACGGAUGGCCGAGGUUGGAGGUCAGGCCUCUGGACGUCUGUCGGAGGCCUGAGCUUUGGGGGCUCCUGACCCCACCCUACAGAUUCCACCCCCAGAUCAAACCGUGACCUCCAAAGCUGUAUACUACUGACCACCAUCAUGUCCAUGGCCGGGGUCAACGCCUCCUCCUCCCCUCCGGAGAGACUGAAUAGCCCGGUGACCAUUCCCGCAGUGAUGUUCAUCUUCGGGGUGGUGGGCAACCUGGUGGCCAUCGUGGUGCUGUGCAAAUCGCGCAAGGAGCAGAAGGAGACAACCUUCUACACUCUGGUGUGUGGGCUGGCGGUCACCGACCUGCUGGGCACAUUGCUGGUAAGCCCAGUGACCAUCGCCACGUACAUGAAGGGCCAGUGGCCCGGGGACCAGGCCCUGUGCGACUACAGCACCUUCAUCCUACUUUUCUUCGGCCUGUCGGGGCUCAGCAUCAUCUGUGCCAUGAGCAUUGAACGCUACCUGGCCAUCAACCACGCCUACUUCUACAGCCACUAUGUGGACAAGCGGCUGGCCGGCCUCACGCUCUUCGCGGUCUAUGCCUCUAACGUGCUGUUCUGCGCCCUGCCCAACAUGGGCCUGGGCAGGUCCGAGCGCCAGUACCCCGGCACCUGGUGCUUCAUCGACUGGACCACCAACGUCACGGCCUACGCCGCCUUCUCCUACAUGUACGCCGGCUUCAGCUCCUUCCUCAUCCUCGCCACCGUGCUCUGCAACGUGCUGGUGUGCGGCGCGCUGCUCCGCAUGCACCGCCAGUUCAUGCGCCGCACCUCGCUGGGCACCGAGCAGCACCACGCGGCCGCCGCCGCAGCCGUGGCCUCGGCUGCCUGUCGGGGCCACGCGGCCGCCUCCCCGGCCCUGCAGCGCCUCGGCGAAUUUCGCCGCCGCAGGAGCUUCCGGCGCAUCGCGGGCGCCGAGAUCCAGAUGGUCAUCUUACUCAUCGCCACUUCCCUGGUGGUGCUCAUCUGCUCCAUUCCGCUCGUGGUGCGAGUGUUCAUCAACCAGUUAUAUCAGCCAAGUGUGGUGAAAGACAUCAGCAGAAACCCAGAUUUGCAGGCCAUCAGAAUUGCUUCUGUGAACCCCAUCCUGGACCCCUGGAUCUACAUCCUUCUUCGGAAGACUGUGCUCAGCAAAGCCAUAGAGAAGAUCAAGUGCCUCUUCUGCCGCAUUGGGGGUUCCGGCAGAGAUGGGUCAGCACAGCAUUGCUCGGAGAAUCGGAGGACAUCUUCUGCCAUGUCCAGCCACUCUCGCUCCUUCCUCUCCCGGGAACUGAAGGAGAUCAGCAGCACGUCUCAGACCCUCCUGUACCUGCCAGAUCUAACUGAGAGCAGCCUGGGAGGCAGGAAUUUGCUUCCAGGUGCACAUGGCAUGGGCCUGCCUCAAGCAGACACCACAUCUCUGAGAACUUUGCGAAUAUCAGAGACCUCAGAUUCCUCCCAGGGUCAGGACUCGGAGAGUGUCUUGUUGGUGGAUGAGGUUGGUGGGAGCAGCAGGGAGGACCCUGCCUCUAAAGGAAACUCGCUGCAAGUCACAUUCCCCAGUGAAACGCUGAACUUAUCUGAAAAAUGUAUAUAGUAGCUAAAGCGGGGAGAAAGCACUGCUUUGGAAACUUCUAAAAUCCUGUGCAAUAGACAUACACGUGUUUAGCUGUACUCAGAAGGGCCGUCUUCGCUGCAGCUAUUAGAGAACAUUCGAGUUUGUUGAGUACUCUUCAGUGCUCCAGAUGAGACCCCUGAGUGCCCAGGCCUCAAGCACAUUGGCCGUCACUGUGAUGUGACUCAGGAUUGCAGUUGCAACUUGACAGCUUUUUCUACUGGAUAGAAAGAUGGCACAAACUAUGCUAUUUUCGUAGCAUCAAGAGCUUUCUAUUUGGACGUACCGCAGGUCCAGAUACUGGAAGGGCUCUACCCCAAAUUCUGAGGACUACCUUAUAGCUGAUUUAAGUGUCUCACUAAAGCAUGAAAUGUGAAUUUUUAUUGUUGGAAAUAUAAUUUAAGGUAUUUAUGUUCUUCUCUGUGAGAAGGUUUAUUGUUAAUACAAGGUAUAAAAAAAAAUUAUGAUACACCCUCUCCUGCCAGUAUAACCAGCUAAUAUUGUCUGUGUUAUUUUUUUUUUCCAUAACUAAGUUCAGGCCAAAAUAUUGAAAACAAGGGUGAAAUAUCUAUAAAAUAGAUAUAAAUUUUUCAAAAGUUUAGUAUUAUCAAAGGAAAAAAGAAAAAUAUUUAAGAUGUGAAAAUUAAAGUUUAAAAUAUAUUUUCCAAGCUAUAUAUAAUGAAAAAAUUAGAAACAUAGUAUUACAUUUAUUUAUCCAGAAAACUGUGACUUCAGGAGUACCUAACAUUGCUGGUAAAUAUUUUCAACCUCUGUCCCCACUAAUUAGUAUUUUUAAAGAUGUAAUAUACUUUUUUAAAGUCUCUAGCUACCCAUAAGUGAAAUGUAUAGUAUAAAAAGUCUAAGUAGCUUGUUCUGUCCUAAAGUGUUUGUAGUUUUACUUGCUGACAGAAUGUCUGCCAACAUCCUUUAAAACUUCAAGAGGAAGAUGUCUUUACAGAAAGAGAUGCAGAUAGCUCUCUGGUAUGGUUUCCACUUUGUUGUCUGUGUCAAGAGAUAAUGACAGCUUCGUGUAACUCCCAGUAAUAGUGUACCUGUGUUUGGAGGAGCAUCCCUGGAGAAAUAUUAAGCAUGUUUUGUUGCUUAAAGUGUCCUUGUGAAUUGCUUGGUUGUGAUUAAAUUCUGAGCCUGAUACUGAUAUGAUUUUAAAGAGUAGCUGAAGUGACUGAAAUUAUUCUGGAGAUUACAAUAAAUAAUUGCAUUUAA
Messenger RNA from Psammomys obesus (fat sand rat), 3236 nucleotides. RefSeq names its product prostaglandin E receptor 4 (gene Ptger4). Gene Ontology annotation, molecular function: prostaglandin E receptor activity. Bases 531 to 1994 code for a protein of 487 amino acids. Gene Ontology annotation, cellular component: plasma membrane. The record is from RefSeq and is a predicted model, not a curated record. Lineage: Eukaryota; Metazoa; Chordata; Mammalia; Rodentia; Muridae. Gene Ontology annotation, biological process: adenylate cyclase-activating G protein-coupled receptor signaling pathway; cellular response to prostaglandin E stimulus; positive regulation of cytosolic calcium ion concentration. The transcript is spliced from 3 exons.